AUGCGCGCUCCGUCGUCGGGGCUCCGGCUACCGCCGCCCACCCUCAUCGCCGCACUGUGCCUCUUCGUCGCCUCCGCCUCGGCUCUCGCAGGCAGCGGCAGCGUUUGCUUCGACACAUGUUCCAACACCCUCCGCCAACCGCAGUUCAACGACACGCAGUCCUACAAUGGGAGCUUACCCUCAAGGUCGAGGCUCAUCCCGCAGUGCGUGAGCCAGCUGCAUAUCAAGUCGCUCUACCUCUGCGCCGACCUGCACUGCGACUUGACGCACCGUGUCGCUGGCCUGAGCAAUGUCAACCAUACAUGCCAGGCCUACAUGAACACCUCGCUGCCGCCCUUUGAGAUCGCCGCUGGUUAUUCUGAUGAGGAUAUUGCUGGCUUAAGGAGGUUGACAAAGGCGGAGGGGUCUAACUCGUCGACUGUGCUGAAUGAGGUGGUGUUGCCUGCGGAUGCCUAUUAUCAGAUCUGGUUCGACUCUCUUGAAUCCGUCGAGUACACAUAUGGUAAUCACUACAGAUAUGGUUUCUACGUGAUUGUCUUCUGGUUCAUCGUAGUCGCCAUCGGGCUGGGAUCUCGCCUCGUAUCGGCCAUCGGAAACCUUCAAAAGCAGGAAUGGGAUUCACGAAAGUCGCCUAGCAUUCUUCACUGGUCUGCCCUCUGGCUCAAGCGAUACAUUACCGUCCCCGCCACCUUCGGCUACCGUUGUUCUCAGAACCUCGGCUGGUGCACCAUCCCGCCACGCAUCCAGAGUCUCACCAUCUUCACCUUCGUUGCCGCGAACGUCUUCUUCUGUGUCCACGGGUACUGGAUCUUCUCCGGCCACAUUUGGCCGCAGAAGUACCAUUUGGUCUGGCGUUACGUAGCCGACAGAACCGGCAUCAUCUCGUUCGCCAACUUCCCCAUCAUCUGGCUCUUUGGCAUGAGGAACAACCUUCUCAUGUGGCUGACCGGCUGGGACUUUGGGACAUACAACAACUUCCACCGUUGGGUUGCUCGCGUCUCGACGCUCCAAGCUGUCAUCCACUCCGUCGGCUACGUUGUUCUGGUUUUUGAUGACGGCGACUGGAAUUACUGGAUGUCGUAUUGGCACCAGAUGUGGUGGAUCGAAGGAUGGUUUGCUACCGUUGGCAUGUGCGCCCUGCUGUUUGCCUCUGUCUUUUGGAUGCGACGAAAGCAAUACGAGCUCUUCCUUAUUCUUCACAUCUUACUGUCGAUUCUUGUCCUCAUCACCAUGCUUGGCCACGUCUCCAUCUUCCUUGGCCAGUUCGACAUUCUCUUCUGGGUACCUUGCCUCAUCUGGAUCGGCGAUCGUAUCCUACGCAUGUCGCGGACACUGUCCUUCAACCUCAAGUUCUGGAACACCUUCGCCCUCGCCACGUACGACGCGAACUCGAACAUCGUCCGCAUUAAUGUCCCAUACUCAACUAGCUUCUACGAGCCCAAGGCUGGCACCUACUACUACCUCCAUGUCCUCAGCGACAAGCGAUUCUGGGAAAGCCACCCAUUCACAAUGGCCUGCACAACGACGAACAUGAACGUUAGAAGGAAGUCGUCCAGCGAACAGACCCCCCUGCUCGUAGCAGGAGAGCAUGAUAUAGAGCCCAUCUCCGAGGCUGGGUACGAGCCCAGGAGAGGCGAGCCCUCAAUGACAUUCCUCAUCCGCCCCUAUGACAGCUUUACUGGCCGUCUACGUGAGGAUGCAGCAGCGCAAUGGCCCCGCCCUGCACGCCUACGCGUCCUUGUGGAAGGUCCCUACGGUCACAAGCAGCCCUUCAACCAGUUCGAUGACCUCCUUUUCAUCGUUGGAGGUAGUGGUAUUGUGGUGCCGCUUGCCCACCUCGCGGAACUCACCAAGGCAUCUUCAAAGACACGGUCGAUCAAGAUUGUUUGGGCCGUCCGCGAAUUGAGUUUUGCGGUCGAUGUGCUGCGCCACGACUUUGAAGACGCCUUGGAUGGUGGAAAGUUGUCUGUCGAUAUCUAUGUCACGCAACACAGCCUCGCAUCGAACGCUGCGCGGCCAGAGGAGUGGCCGGAGCAGGUGCGUUUGCUCCACGGGCGUCCCGAAGUUCGUGAGGAGGUACAAGAUGCCGCCACCGCAGCUGAUAAGGCGAGUCUCGCUGUCGUAGCAUGUGGGCCUGCUGUCAUGGCCGAUGAUGCGCGAAAGUCUGUGGUUGAAAUGCUAGGACGUGGGUGGUCGAGAAUUGAAUACUUUCAAGAGAGUUUCAACUGGUGA
Molecule: messenger RNA, 2232 nt
Organism: Colletotrichum fioriniae
Lineage: Eukaryota; Fungi; Ascomycota; Sordariomycetes; Glomerellales; Glomerellaceae
Biological process (GO): intracellular iron ion homeostasis; copper ion import; iron ion transport
Cellular component (GO): plasma membrane
Molecular function (GO): ferric-chelate reductase activity
Source: RefSeq, a predicted model, not a curated record